GCAGUGGCGGCGGGGCGGCGGGGCGGCCCCGGCUGUUGUUAUUGUGGGGCUCGUCGGCGCCGCGCGAAGAUGGCGGCCGGGCAGGGGGGCGGUGGCGGCAACGGCGGCAACGGCACCGGCAAUGGCAACGGCACGGCGGGGUUGGGCAUCCCCGGUCACCUCACUCUCUCCUUCUCGGCCGGGCCGCACUGGGGCGCGGCCACCCUGCCGCAGCCGCACACGGUGCGCAGCUUAGACCGGGCCCUAGAGGAGGCGGGCAGCUCGGGCAUCCUCUGCCUCAGCGGCAGGAAGCUGCGCGACUUCCCCGGCAGCGGCUACGACCUCAGCGACACCACACAAGCAGAUCUUUCAAAGAACAGAUUUACUGAAAUUCCUCCUGAUGUCUGGCUGUUUGCACCACUGGAAACCUUAAACUUAUAUCACAACUGCAUCAAAUCCAUACCAGAAUCUAUUAAAAACCUGCAAAUGCUUACCUACCUUAACAUUAGUCGAAAUCUUUUAUCAACGUUGCCAAAAUACCUGUUUGAUCUUCCACUUAAAGUUCUGGUUGUCAGUAAUAAUAAGCUGGUCUCCAUUCCAGAAGAAAUUGGAAAGCUGAGAGAUCUAAUGGAGUUGGAUAUUAGCUGCAAUGAACUUCAGGUUCUUCCUCAGCAGAUAGGAAAACUGCAGUCACUUAGAGAAUUAAACAUAAGAAGAAAUAAUCUCCAUAUGUUGCCAGAUGAAUUAGGAGACCUUCCCUUGGUAAAGCUGGAUUUUUCUUGUAAUAAAAUUACAGAAAUUCCAAUUUGUUACAGAAAGUUACGUCACUUACAAGUUAUAGUUUUGGAUAACAAUCCAAUGCAGAUACCACCAGCACAGAUAUGUUUAAAGGGUAAAGUACAUAUAUUUAAAUUCCUCAGCAUUCAGGCGUGCCUCAGAAUAGAUAAAAAACCAGAUUCUUUGGAUCUUCCAUCAUUAGGUAAACGAAUCCCCUCCCAGCCACUCACAGACAGCAUGGAGGACUUUUAUCCCAAUAAAAAUCAUGGACCAGACUCUGGCAUUGGAAGUGAUAAUGGGGAUAAAAGAUUGUCCACGACAGAACCAUCUGAUGAUGAUACAAUCAGCCUUCACUCCCAGGUGUCUGAAUCAACAAGGGAACAGACACUAAGGAACGACAGUCAUGGAAUGGGAAGCAAACUCGAUCCUCAGAAAGACCAGGAGGUGUAUGAUUACAUUGAUCCCAAUGCAGAAGAGGGGGCUGUUCCUGAGCAAGGGGAAGUACAGCUGGGACCAUUGCUAUCUUACAUCAAGGAACGGGGAAAACAUCCUGAGAAAUCCCAGAAAAUAGAACAGAAUGAGGACUGGGGGGAUGAAAAAAGAGUUCAGAAAGAACGUCUGCUGGCCGAAGAUGAUGAUGAACUCAAAGAAGUGACUGACUUGAGAAAAAUAGCAGCUCAGUUACUGCAGCAAGAACAAAAGCACAGACGAAGGCCAUUAAGCUAUAGAACUUCAUUCAGUGAAAAGCUCUUCCAGAGGACAAGGGCGGCAGGACGUGCAUCAAGGCUUCUUAAUCAUUCAGUUUCAGUAAGCACAAGGAACAGGCCAAAGCAGCCAAUGGAAUCGGAAAAAUGUGUCUUGGCAGAUGAAGUGAGUUCCCCCGUGUCCCCGUACAGCUGGCAGCCACUGGAAAACCAGAAGGAUUCGAUGGACGAGCAGCGUUGGCCAGAGACACAGCCAGUGAUUUGGCAGAAUGAAGAAAGAAGGAGAAGUAAACAAAUCAGAAAAGAGUAUUUCAAGUAUAAGUCUUCCAGAAAGAGUUCAAGUGGAAAUGAAAAUGAUGAGCAAGACAGUGAUAAUACUAAUGUGUCCCCACAGUCUCCUGUGUCGUCUGAGGAUUACGAAAGGACGGAUGGUAACAUUCAUGGUCCGUUUGGUCUCAAACCAAGGUCAGCUUUCAGCCGUGCAUCUCGCCCAGACUACGGUGCAGUGGAUCCUGGAUUUACAAUGAGGAGAAAAAUGGAGCAUUUAAGAGAAGAAAGGGAACAAAUACGACAGCUUCGCAAUAAUCUUGAAUCAAGGUUAAAAGUAAUUUUGCCAGACGACAUCGGAGCAGCAUUGAUGGAUGGAGUGGUUCUUUGCCAUUUAGCCAAUCACAUACGGCCACGCUCUGUUGCCAGCAUUCACGUACCAUCGCCAGCAGUGCCUAAACUCAGUAUGGCAAAGUGCCGAAGAAAUGUUGAAAACUUUCUUGACGCUUGUAAAAAAUUGGGCGUUCCACAGGAGAGACUUUGCUUGCCUCAUCACAUUCUGGAGGAAAGGGGUCUGGUGAAGGUUGGCCUCACAGUUCAAGCUCUGCUUGAAUUGCCGACAUUGAAAGUAUCUCAGCUUUCCUCCAUGUGACGUGACUUCUUGAAGGCAGACAGUUUACCAUUCUAUCUGUCCGUUGGAUUGCUCUGAAGCAGUUCAGCUUCCUCCGUGGGAACAUCCAAGCCAUCAAAAACUAGUAUCUGUCCAGAUGCUGUGGAGAGCCUUACUUUGGAGUUGUAUGUGAAAACCUUGGAGUCAGCUGACAGUUAUAAGAACACAAUUAUUCUUUUUUUUCUUUUCUAAUUGGAUGCACAAAGAGAUUGCGGUAGCAUCAGGUUCUCUUUCCCGUUAAGUUAAAAGCUGCCAUUUAACAGCUCACAGUGUUACAGUUAAAUGCUGGAUUUCUGUUCCUACAUUGAAAAUGUUGUUUGAAUUUUUUUCAGAAGUACAAAGCACGCCUUCCCCCUUUAAUCUUUCCAGUCAAUCAUUUGAUUUAAAGGUAAGACAAAAAUGUAGCCGUGGUAUGAUGGUAAAAAUGCGAGCGACUGAUCACUUUUAAUCCACUUUCACUCUCUCGGAAAGCUUGAUAUUUGCGUUCUUUAUUUUUUGCACUCCUGAUUGUGACUUACACACUUCUAACAUUGCCAGUAUUUACUCUGAGUGUCUGGUGAUUACACAAAGCAGUGUACAAUGGGAAAAGGACACAUUUUAUUGAGUUUUUUCCAGUCUUCUAGGUUGGUGCCAAAUAUUUUUUCUUUCAGUUGUACUGUAGAUUGUUUACAUGUGAAGUGCCUGUGUAAUUGAUAACUCUUAAUAGUCUUAAGCAUUUUUGAAAUUUCUUUGUUUAAAAUAGAUAAAAUGGAAAUUUUUAAAUAUUUUAAUAGUUUUUUGUAAAAUCAGUACGUGAAGAUUUAAGUAAUACUUCACAUUUUUCAUGUUGGGUGUUUUAAGUUUGUUGCACAAUCUAAUUGGUUAUUUUGUUGUCUAAUAAUUAGAAAUUACUGUAAAUACUUUUUAUUUAUGAUAUUUAAUUUGAUAAUACCUAAUCACUUUUGGUUUAAUGUAUUGUUGGACAAAAAAGUUGUCUACUUUUCUUUGGUUUUGACAAAUAUACAUGGUGAGACAUGAGGACUAGUGAUGCACACAGAGUUGUUUGGGACAUUUUGAUAAAACUGCCAAAAUCUCAGGUUUACGCUGUGACUUUCAGGAUAAUGUGUAAUAUUGCUCCUGAUCUCACAUUACAUUUUUACAACAGGUAUAUCCAUAAUUUAGUUGAGAAAAAUCAGUGUUUAUCUUUUUAGUGUUUACGGGACUUAUUGUGUAAUUUACCGAAGUGUGGCAUAGCACACAAAUCAGUUUGUACAGACGUCACUGUGCUGAGACAUUAGACUUUUCUGGAUAAAUGUGAAAAAUUUCCACUGCGGUGGGUUUUUCUUGAGACGUUUGAGUUUAUGUAUUUGUUUGCUUCUGCACAAAUUCUCUGUGUUUUGAGAAUAUUCUGAAACCAUGCACAGUUGAGUUCUUCUCCGAACGAGUUGCAAAUAAUUUCAUAAUUUUAGUAAUAAAUCUGUUUGCAUUAGUUUGUUCUUCGUGAAUAGGCAGUUCAAUUAAAAAAAGUUCUGACUGUCACAGAUUUUUUUUUUUUUUUUUUUAUUUCAGGCUAAGCUAAUUUUGGUUGAGGGAUAUGUUUGCCAAGCAUGUAACAAGAUUUGAUUCUGUUCUUUCCAGUUGAUGGAGACCCCAUGUAAUAUAAUUCAUAAAAGAAUGAGGGCGGGGUAUUGUUCACUCCCUGCUUCAUUCACUGUAGUCCUUAAAAUCAAUAGCUGAGUAGAAAAAUAACCUUUUUUUGAUGACAAGAUUUUUUUUUUUAAAAGAUACAUUAUUUUUAAAUCCAUUGAAACAAGCUGAUUCAUGUAUAAAAGUUAAAACCCACUAUUAUUUAUUUAGUGUUUUCUUACAGUACAGCUCGUGGAGAGGCUGGUGUAGAACUUAAUUUGCAAAGUCCUAGGUGUAAGUCUUAGGUUACAUAAAUACUUGUCGAAGGAAACUGAAUUGCUUUGACCUUUGAAACAUGGUAUUUCAAAUCUCACUAAUUGUUUUUUAAGUCAUUCACAUAAUAGUCAUUUUAACGAUUUCAAUAUCUAUUUUUCAUCAAGGGCGGUAUCUGAAAAGUCAUGCUAAGACUAAAAUGAAAAAGUACUAUAAUUCAUUACCAAAAUGCUUGUUGUAUGCUACAUUUGAAGAACAACCAUUCAAGAAGAGUAAGUCAUUGUCUCUCCAUUCCUUGCUACGGUACUUGACAACAACCAAGUUCUCUUUCAGUGCGUUAGCCGCAGAGCUGCUAACUGUAAAUUGUCACUGUCAGUUACGUGGUCUAAACUGAUCUUCCCUACUAUGUCAUUGUCAUGGUUAAAUAUGUUUUCUGAUCUUAAAGUAACUUUUCUCCUACUAGACCUAAAUUUAUAAAGUUAUAUCACAGUGUAAAGAUUAAGAAUUCCCUUGAUGUAGCAUGCCAGUUUAACUUUUUUUUAGGCUUAGUUUAUUUCAUAAGUAACUUGAAAACUGGAUAUAAAAUUAAUGUAUUCAUUUAAACUGUAUCUCUGAAGUUGAAAACUACUAAAACAACUUUUCUUUUUUUAGUAUUAUGGAGUUCUUCCCCACAAACAAGUUAGAAACAGUCUUGCUUUGCCAUUCAUUGGAAAUUAUUAUAGCCGCCUUCAUGCUAAUGGGGAAGGAUAAUCAUGAUUCUUCCAGGGCUUCCUUUUUAGCAUUGCAAAGAUUAAAGCCUACAAGUAAUUCUAGGAGCAGUCUGAGAAAAGGUCUUCUGUGCCUGGAUGAAUCUUUUUCUCAUCUUUCUGUAGCUGCUUUUACAAAUAAUAAUAACCUAAAGCCUUGCUAAAAUUGUCUGUUCCCAUCGUGAUUUUUUUAGGAGCAACUGCAAAAAAGAUGCUAAAGAAUUUUAAGUUUUAAUUUUAAAGCAGCCUGUGGAAAUUGUUGCUGUCUUCCCUGUACUAGAGUUUGCUUACUGUCCCCCCUUGCUCUCCUUCCAUUUGAUUCCCAGCAUCUUCUUACUUAUUUUUGUUUGCUCAUAGAUUGAGUGACUUCCUGUUGUUCAUUACUGCAUGCCACUUGCCUCCUUCCUCUUUACUUUUUUUUAAAGAAAUCACUCCAGUGGCGUCGGUGAACUGCUGUGAUUCCCGAAUCCCUGCUCCCAACAUUUAGUAUGUUUGAGAUACCCUUUUUGUAUUUUGUUUAGGAUGCAAUGUCAUUACUUAAUACUUGGUGCAACUGGUAGGAUGCUUAAAAACAGAGGCCUGCCCAAUUCCUGUUGUAGUCACUCAGUUUUCACUUUGGAUGUGAAGAAAAGUCAACAUUAAAAGCUUUAGGAAACUGCACUAGGUUUUCCUAAUAAAUUUAAGAGUUAACUAGGGUGCUCUUGUUAUUGUGAAUGCUAUACAAAAUUACUGCAAUAAUGUGGUAUGAGCUGUCAAUCACAGAGUGAAUCAACAACAAGGGCUUCUGGCCUUGUAUGGUUUCCUAUUUUUUUUUUUUUAUGUCACUGGAUGCAGUACAACGCACAUGAAUGAUCUUUCUUUUAAGCAAUAAUGUCCCAGAUAUUGUGAGAUCUUAAAGCAGCAGCAUUAAAAUAAUCAUUGUGAAGUGUGGCAGGGUCCCACAUGGUGUCUCAGAAACGCCCUGCAGCUGGGGCCUUCCAAAACACAACCAAGCGCUAAAACUGUUAUAAAAUAGGGAAGAACACAUUUGUAACAAUAACUUAACUAUGACCUGAAUCAUAAGGAUUUCUAGGUAAAAUCCUAGCUGCACUGAAGUCAAUGCAAGUUUUUGCUCUUGACUUCAGUAAGGGAUUCACCUUUUUAAUUAAUGGCACGCGCGAGCUGCAGACCAUAGGAAAUGUGGCUUAAACUGGCCAUGCUUUAGUGUCAAAUUCUUGACUAAAAAUAGCGAUCUCGGGUAAGUCAAAGGAAGCCGUAAAAUUUAUUUAAUACAAAUUUUCUGAUGUGCCAUAUGCAGUAUUAAGAUGAUAGAAAAAGUCACUUUGAAGCACAGCUUUCCUGCCCUGGGAAGGCGGUGCGUCACCUCAGCGAAACUGCAGAGGAGGCCUACCAGCAGUCUUUACCGCGCUAAAAACGUUAUUUCAAAUAUUGUUUAGCGUCAGCCUUCUCGGCUUUUGACAUAAAUCCGUAGCCAAAUUCAAACAAAAAAUGAGAAGGCGUCUGUUUUCACUAAAGCUGGAUUUCCACCAGUCGUCUCUGUAUCAAAGAGAAGGCCCGAGGGCCUGGCACUUCUUCCUGCUGCUGGACGAAGGGAGGUGCUGGAUUUAAUCCAGCAGCCAUCUUCCUGCUGGGAUGGAGCUGGGGGCACGGUAAUAAUGCACCUCAUUUCAACUGCCAGCAACUUGCAGGAGAUUUUUGCACUUUCUGCAGCUGGGAGAUGAUUUUUGUAUCGGUAAAUCAAAUUUCUCUUUCCUCACUAAGUCAGACUAAUGUAUGUGUUUCUUUCAAGAGGUACGUCCUAUUAAACGGCAACCUCUGCUUGAAAACCAAAAGCAAAUAAACUAAACGCCACUCCAACACGCACAAAACUGGGGAAAUAUAUCCUGUUUACAGGUGACUCUUUGGAAUUUAAAAAAAAAAAGCGAUUAAGGUGACGAAUGGGAAAGGCGAAGUGUGGUUGUCCGGGGAGAGGGUGCUCUGAGUUGAUUUCGCGUUGAACCACUUCCCAGUGAAAAGCCUUUAGAUUUAGUAGCGAAAGAAAUAGAUGUUUUUUCACUGUUUUGUGCAGGGGGAGGCGAAUCCUUCAGCCCACGGUGCUCCCCGCAGAGGGUCCAGUGACAGGAGCGUGUGUGUUUUGGCUGGCCGUGUCCUGGGGCUGCAGGGAGCAGUGUCAGCCUGCGGGGCUGUGUCGUCGCCGGGCUGGCCCCUGCCUGGCCUCCUCAGAAGGAGACACAUCUCCUUGCUCCACGCUCCUCCUGCAGAAGCUGUGGAAUUCUUUUUAAAUAGAUGUUUGUGAUCUGAAUAGAAAUGCUAAGGAAAGCGGUAGCUUUACUUGAGAGUACUAGACAGCAGAAGUUUACCACCGGUUUGAAUUCCAGCAGCAAGGAGCGCUGUGGGGAGCAGAGGAGCCUUGUGCUGGGACCUCAGAGCAUCCCCGAGCGGAGGUUGCACCACGGCUCUUACAAGUCAGCGUGGCACUUGUCCCCUCACGGGAGCCAGUCACAGCAGUCCCUUGGCAGAGGGAGGGACAGAGACAGUCCCUGUCUCUUGUCCCGUAGCAGCACACUGGGAUAUCUGGAAUAAUUUACAAAUGGAGGGAAAUGCCAUCUGUAUUUUUUUUAAUCAGGAAGUCUAUAGCGCAGAUCUUUUUGGUGAAAUAAAUACGAAGGUAAAAAAUUAUUCUCUUCCUGUGAGGAAAACUUCUGCUGAUCUUGACUGUUAAAAUACAGAACGUAUGUGAUUAAGGGAAUUUUAGAUUAAACUUGCCACUGCGCAGGAGCCAUUCUGGCUCCUCUGUUCCUUAUGUAAUAAAAAGCCAUUUUGCUUUAUUUGUCUUUAACUAUUUCAUAUAGUACAGUUCUGACAACAUACUAUCUUAAAACUGGGGUUGUGUGCAGUAUUUGUUCCCUCAUUGGUUUUGACCUUUUUUUUUUUUUUUUGCCCUGCAAAAUUGCUGUAAGCUACCUGAUUAAUUUCUAUGGAAGGAAUGCAAAUUAUCAAAAUGACAUAAUCAGUCAUUUCUAGUUUACGUGUUUUAUGGCCAACUACAUUUUCAAAGAAGAAUUAUUUUUUUCCCUACAUGUUUUAGAAUCCUGAUCUUAAAACAAACAAAACCAAAAAGUCUUUCCAGAACUAUUUUAGUAUCUUACCGAGUGUUGAAAGAGAAAAAUAGCUCAAACUGACAGGAAAUUGAAUUGUUUUGGGAAACUUUCCAUUUUGGCAGCGUUAGGUUUACAGUUGGACUCAAUGGUCUUAACAGUCUUUUCCAACCUAAAUGAUGCUAUGACUUCAGUGGAACCAGAAUUUCCCUCAAUAGUUUUGUAACUGAGCUACAACAUGAAGUCAGUCAUGUAAAAUGAAUUCUUGGCACUAAUGAGGAUUUCCUCACUUUCAAAAUUAUAUGAAAUAAGGCAAACGUAACUUCCCCCCCCCCAAUAGUUUUAUGAAGGCAGAUUGUGAAAUGGAGAAUAUUUGGAAAUAAUUUGGAAAUAAUUACAAGGAUGCUUUUUUUUCGCUUUUGUUUCAUUUUGACGUUCGAGUGACCCAGCGGCAUCUUUCCAGGAUCGCUAUGUCUGUCCCAUGCCUGGCGCGGAGGCUCCCCGGGGUAUUAACGCGCUUCCUGUGGCCUGUGCCCACCCUGGCUGCGGUUCCCCGUGGGCGCUGCAGAGGCAGGGGGGGUUCAGUGGAUUUUCUUGCGAAUAAUGUAAAUGCUUUUUGCUCUUCUGUAAUGCGUAGAACGAGGGAAAUGCGUUUGCUUUUUCCAUUCUCAUUCUGGUGGUGUUCAGUUGUUUUAUUUUGUAACUGGUGGUUCUAGAAUGGGUACGGGAAGGUGUGCGGCCGUGGCAGGAGGAGGUCUGAGGCACAGCUGGAGAGUGACCGCUUAAAAAUGGAUGCCUAAUUGUGUAUAUACUUGCAACAUUUUUGAUAGUGCAUUUUAAUUCAUUUUGCAUUUCAUGUUCUUGUAAAGCCCAUCUUCCACAUUCCUGAAGAUUGUCUCCUUGUACUAUACUGUAUUAAUUCCUUUUUCAGGACUUCCAUUAUUGCUGGAGCUUCCGACAUAAUGUUCCUUUUGAAAAAUGUUCCUAUUGUUAUUUUUUUUUUUGUAAAUAGCUUUUUUGUAUUAAAUUUGCAUGGAUAAACCCCCACAUUUCCAGAAAGCAGUGUACAUACUCUCUGUAUAAAAUACAAACUGUUUCAUAACUUUCA
Chroicocephalus ridibundus (black-headed gull) is the source of this 9227-nucleotide messenger RNA. It is a transcript of the gene LRCH2, whose product is annotated as leucine rich repeats and calponin homology domain containing 2. Gene Ontology annotation, molecular function: protein binding. The transcript is spliced from 22 exons. NCBI's taxonomy places the organism in Eukaryota, Metazoa, Chordata, Aves, Charadriiformes, Laridae. Bases 70 to 2379 code for a protein of 769 amino acids. The record is from RefSeq and is a predicted model, not a curated record.